CCACACAAGCAAGAGAGAGAGAGAGAGAGAGAGAGAGAGUUGAAUGCGAGUCUGCUCCAGAGAUGGACAGCAAUAGAAAAUUAGGGUUACAGUGCUCAGAAAGUGAUUCUGAUAUCAGUUUUUCUGAAUCUCUAGGAGAAGAAUAUGAGAUGCAGGUACAAGAGCUACUACUAGGAUCAGACUACUUGAAAGCUGAGUCUGAAUCUGAAUCUGAGUCUGAAUUCAGCUUGAAGGAUUGGUUAGAAGAAAAUAACCAAACAAACAUUGAAACUAAUCAUCAGCAAGAUGUGGUUCAAUUUGAUACUGUAAAGGCGGAGGACAUCGGCAAGGAGAAACGAUUUGGAAGAAGAUCAGCUAAUGAUUUGAGCAUCAAUCUAGGUUCGGAAGUGGACGACGAAAAUGAACUUGGAAUGAAACCUAGUAAAAGGAUUAAGUUUGACAAAGCUAGUACUAGUACUAUUGAUUCAACCGAUGAGCUUCCAAAAUUCUCCUUUUAUGGAGAAGAAACAGCAGUUGCAGAAGUCAAUAAGGACAAUUCCAAGGAGAAAAACAACAAUGAAGAAUGAACUUGUAAGUGCCAGAGAGCAGGCCAAUGGGAGAAGCAUCUUCAGUGGGGGGCAGCAAAGUCUUUCUACAUCCACUGUGUCUAGGCGUGUACCUGUGCCAGUGGGUAGUGUUCUUUCCUUAUAAUUAUAUUUAAAAGCAAAAUCCAUUGUAACAUACUGAGGGAAAGGAGGUCAGCGGGGUCAUCUAAUCCUAAAUAUUGAAAUCAAAGAACAAUCUCAAUUGAACCUUAAAAUGAUCCAUAAUAAAUGAAUUUAAUUCGAAAAU
Molecule: messenger RNA, 831 nt
Organism: Macadamia integrifolia
Lineage: Eukaryota; Viridiplantae; Streptophyta; Magnoliopsida; Proteales; Proteaceae
Exons: 4
Coding region: 63-566 (167 amino acids)
Source: RefSeq, a predicted model, not a curated record